This is a messenger RNA of Exophiala oligosperma, 1347 nucleotides long. RefSeq lists its product as uncharacterized. Bases 154 to 1095 code for a protein of 313 amino acids. The transcript has a single exon. The record is from RefSeq and is a predicted model, not a curated record. NCBI's taxonomy places the organism in Eukaryota, Fungi, Ascomycota, Eurotiomycetes, Chaetothyriales, Herpotrichiellaceae.
GUUCAGCUCACAUAGCAGCUGUUUCAUCUUGAACCAAAAAGUUUUUAUUGAGUCCUACAUAUCCUCGUUUUCUGCUCACAACUCAAAUUUCCCCAUUCCAUCAACCAACCCCUUCUGUCUCUUUUGAAAUUAUCACAAGUUUCUUCGCCCAAGAUGUCCUACAACGACGAUAGACGUGAGUACGGUGGAGGAGGACGAGGCGGUGACAACUACUACGACCAAGGUCAACGAUAUGACGAUAGUCCACAGCGCGGUGACGGUUAUGGACAGCAACAAGGUGGUUACGGUGGCAAUGAGCCUCCUCGUCACCAUCGUCGCGAGAACGAAGGCGGCUAUGGCGGUGGCGGUGGUGGUGACCGCUACGACCAAGGAGGAUACGGCGGUGGCGGCUCAGGCAACUACGGCAGUUCAGGCGGUGGUUAUGGAAAUAAUGGCGGAGGUGGCGGUCGCGAUCGUUACGAUGAGGGAGGAUAUGGUGGUGGUGGUGGUUCCGGCAACUAUGGCAAUUCAGGCGGUGGCUAUGAUAACAACAGCGGCGGUGGUCGUGAUCGUUACGAUGAAGGAAGACAUGGCGGCGGCUCUGGCAACUAUGGUGGUGGCGGUGGAGGAAACGCAGACUUCAAUGAGAAUGAGGUUCUGCAGCACAGCCAACGACAGGGCAACUCCGAAGAUGGUGGCCUCUUCUCUCAAGCCAUGAGUUUUCUCAACAACAACAAACAGAGUGCGCAGUCAGAAGACCUCGACGAAGACAGAAUCCAGCGAAGCCAUCAGCAACUCUACCAGCAAGACGGCGGAGGCCAGCAACAUGAUGCCUCUAGCCUCGGUGCCGGAGCUGCGAUGCAGGCAAUGAAGAUGUUUUCUGGAGGGGGAUCUGGCGGUUCAGGCUCACAAUCCCAGAUGAUUUCCAUGGCAAUGCAAGAAGCAUCAAAGUUGUUUGACCAACAGAGCAACCAGGGGAAUGUUUCGGGUGGAACAGACAAGCAGUCGGUCAUCAACUCAGCUGCCAAGUAUGCCUUGCAGAUGUAUAUGAAGGGCCAGGGCGGUGGAAGUGGUGGUGCUUCAGGUCUGAUGGGCCUGGCCAGCAAAUUCUUUUGAAAGGCUGCAUGGCCGCCACAGAGAGACUGCUAUUCAGGACUGACUCGAUGACAUCGAAUUGCUGUUGAUGCUGUUGAGGGAAAACCUCUCUAUGCUAUAUCGUGGCAUGGAUUACGUUACUACAAAUAAGUGACUACCAAAUACUCUGUAGUUUCCCUUCGGUAUCUGCCUAGGCAGCAAUGUGUGUGACAAGAACAAUAGCAUCCUGGUGUACUUGAGUGUGUCCCGAGUAAUCAGAGACUGAUGGUUUUA